UGUAUCGCCGGCGUCAGAUCGCCAAACACAUUUUAUUAAAUUAGCAAAAUGAGCGUGGAUGACUUGGUGCGGGACCAUGCGCGUCUGAUGAAUGUGCAUACGGUACUCCAGCACGCGGCAGUGGCUUCUCUGGCAUGUACAGGACCGCGUACAAUUGGCCCGGAUAGGAAGCCAACGCGUCUGGAAAUGAGAGUGGAAAAACCAACAGCUUUGCCAGUUGUCGAGCCGGCAAUAGAUGGCCCCUCUCAAUGUUUAGUUAACAAACUCAAUAAACAGACAUCGCCGGUGGAUAUUGACUCGUGCAUCAUUCCCGAUGUGAAUGCCAUAAACGCAAGUAUCGUCAAGCGGGAGCUGGACCAAGAAUGCAAGCGCAGUGUGCGCUUACAGUUGAAGGAGAUAAAAGAACGGCAACAAGGUGCGAUCAGGGAACGACUCGCUGUUCAGCAAAAGGCAGAACAGCAGCAGGGGCUCAGCAACAGUCGGGCCAAAAGGGAAGAGAAUAAUAAACUUUUACAGCAGCAGGCCGAGCAGUUGGCCAGAGCAGAGUUGGAGGCGCAACAGCGAGAGCAACGGGCGCUGCUCAUUCAAAACAACCAAAAACUGCAUAUGCUAACAAUCGAAGGAGUUUCGCGUUGUCACAGACGGUUCUGCAGCAAGUACGAGUCGGUCACAAAGCUGCUGCUGGCACUGGACAAGGAGACCGUGCAGGCAUGCACCGCUCUGAACAGUGAGCUGCGCGAGCUGGGCCAAUUGUUCGAUCAGCUGGUUGAGAAAAUCAAAAAUGGUAACAGUGAGCCGCCAGAGUUGAGCUGUGUGUUCACAGCGGAACAGUACUGCCAGCGCCUUGAUAGGUUGGAAGACAAUCUGCACAAGCAGCUGUCGGAGCAAGAGCAACAGCAACUUACCAAAGCCAAAGAGCUGGCCGAGGAGAAGGAAAAGCAGCGCCAACUAGAAGCUGAGGAGCAACAAAGACAGCAGCAGGAGCAGAAGCAGCAGCAACUGGAGGCAGAGCUUAAAGCGACGGCGGAUGCCGCUGCAGCUGCCUCGGCGGCUGCGAAGGCAGCGCAGGAUGUUCCUGCCGCAGAGGCGCCAAUAGCGCCGACCGCAUCAACGGCGCCCAGCAAUAUCUCGAACAGCUAUGUGCAUCCCACGCGUUUGGCGUUCUACAACGAGAUUAUUGCCUUUUACCAGGGUAAAGUGGAUGCCGUCAAGCCACUGCAAACGGACGACACAUGGAAAAAGUAUCGUACCAACUGUCAGCGGACUAUAAAUUUGCCGCUGAACGCCAUCACGGCCACCAGCGCUCAGCACCUGACCAACAACUUCGACAAGCUCUACAAUUUUUUUGCGGGACAGCCAGUGAGAACCACAGACGGCAGCACCAUUACGAUAAAUGAUCAUCCGCUGGCGCGCGACUAUUGCAUUCUGCUGAUGGCGAAGAAGUUUGUCAGCCAAACGGACACGGCAAUAUCGAGCAAUCCGCAAGCAGCCUUUCCGUUUGCCUCAGUGAUAGUUACCUUUUGGAAGCUGCUACCUGACUUUGGCAGGAUCUUCUUGGCCUACAUGUACAAGGAGUCGCCAUAUCUUGUGCCGUAUGUUAUACCACAGCAGGCGGAUCAAACACCGCAGCAAUAUUUAAAGACAAUGGGCUAUCGCUUGUCUGAGAACAACGAGCUGGAAAACCCGGACAUGUUCCUGAAGCGUCAAACGGGCAUUGCUCGCCUUUAUGCGGCAGUUAUCAUAACGCCCGGCCGCAAGGCCGAUGGACCCGCACACUGCUUUGGCCUGGACGAGGCUUGGCGUUGGCUUACCCAUAUCAUGCAUGUCAAGCCGCUACCCGACAUUUGCGCCACCAUGAUCAUGGAGAUGCUGCAGACACUGGGCUUCGAGCUGUGGCAUGCCUACGGCGUGAACUUUUUAAAGCUCCUUGUCUACAUACAGACAAUCUAUAUGCCGCAGCUGUCAGCGUAUGACGAGGGCGGACCCAAGACACGGCUCGAAAUGCUUCUCUCUAAAUUUUUGCGUGAACGCCAAAUCCCGCAAGCAGUGGGUGUGCUGCCUCCUGGAUUUUGGUAACUGUACAGCUAAUAGAUUUACUAUAAUUUUAUUGCAACGUUAUUAAUAGAUAUUUUUCUUAAGACAAGUGUAUGCCCAACUUAUUGUUUAAUAAAGCAAAGCACA
Molecule: messenger RNA, 2181 nt
Organism: Drosophila novamexicana
Lineage: Eukaryota; Metazoa; Arthropoda; Insecta; Diptera; Drosophilidae
Gene: Gle1
Product: nucleoporin GLE1
Exons: 2
Coding region: 49-2076 (675 amino acids)
Biological process (GO): regulation of translational termination; regulation of translational initiation; poly(A)+ mRNA export from nucleus
Cellular component (GO): cytoplasm; nuclear pore cytoplasmic filaments; nuclear pore
Molecular function (GO): translation initiation factor binding; inositol hexakisphosphate binding; phospholipid binding
Source: RefSeq, a predicted model, not a curated record